Messenger RNA from Dichotomopilus funicola, 969 nucleotides. RefSeq lists its product as uncharacterized. The coding region runs from base 1 to 969 and encodes 322 amino acids. The record is from RefSeq and is a predicted model, not a curated record. The transcript is spliced from 3 exons. NCBI's taxonomy places the organism in Eukaryota, Fungi, Ascomycota, Sordariomycetes, Sordariales, Chaetomiaceae.
AUGGGCUGGGGAUUCACUAACCCUGAGAAUCGACAUGAACAAGAUCGCCCGCAUCAGGAUGCCGAAGCGGCAGAGCUUCUGUGUGUGUUGCCGAUGCUAGCAAACCUCACGGACCUGGAAGCCAAUAUUCUUGGGGGGGCUGAACUUGAAUCUUUGGGCGUGGUGGUGGGCGAACAGUUGGACGUGGAUGAGACAACAUGGGACCUCACUAGCCAACAACAUUUCCAGCCAUGGAUGCUGAAAGACGUUUCGGAAGACUUUGGAGAUCCGGAUAGGGGUCGAUUUAUUAUGACUUGGGGCUGGAACAGUUGGCGGCCCAAGCAAUCCAAAGUCACUUGGUGCGAAAUGUACCUCCGUGGCCUGGCCGAGGACCUCUCUCCCAAGUCCAUGGGGCGCUCGACAGGCGGGAGACCACGGCACACCGGUCAGGAGUAUAGUGUGCACCUCCCCUAUGAGAGGGGCACGCUGGUGAACGGAAAGACUGGAGAACAGCUCCCAUACGAGUACUCCCCCGAAUGGAUCUGGUUCCAAUUUUUCGAAAGGAAGCCCCACCUGGUUUGCAUAACGAACGAUACAACCACCGCACCGCCAUCCGAGGGAGUGUUAUUCAGUGUGGUCGAAUAUACUCUCGAGCUUGUCAAGUAUAGGUUAUGGAUGCGUCGACAUACUGGGUCCCAUACAAAACCCAUCAUGUUAGUCACACUCCAAAACCACGAAUUUGCCAUUAUAACAAUCGCCCAUUUCGACGGUAGCAUCAAGAAAGUCGUCCUCCGGCAAUCGCGCCAACUGGAUCUCCGAGGCGACGAACCGACCCCCGAUGCCCUCCUGUUGGUGAGAUGGAUGGCGAGCCGUUGCGUUGGCGAGACCAGGUACAAAGAUGUAGCAGAGUACGAAGAUAAGCUUGAGGGCAAGAUCCGCCGGGAUUUUAGCUACUCGAGUGGAGAAACCUUUCGCGACUGCGGUAGAUAA